AUGCGCCGUGUUGUCGUGACAGGCUUGGGUGCGGUGACUCCGCUUGGUGUUGGUCUGCGCCGAACAUGGAAGCGAUUGCUGGACGGCCACUGCGGCAUCGUCAAUGUUAAUGAUCGCGAUGAGCGCUUCAAGGAAGUCCCUUGUCAGAUUGCCGCUGUCGUACCCAAGGGCCGUCGCAAGGAUGGCGGGUGGAUGGCAGAGGAGUGGUUGAGUCGAGGAGAGGAGCGCAAGAUGGCUCUUUUCGCGCAAUACGCCAUGGCUGCUACGGAAGAAGCCUUGGAAGAUGCUGGCUGGAAGCCGGAGCCCCUUGAGCAGCGAGAAGCGACGGGCGUUUGUCUAGGGUCCGGAAUCGGUAAUUUCGAUGAGAUGUAUAAUACUGUCGUUGCAUAUGACAAAGGGGGUUACAAAAAAGUCAACCCCCUCUUCGUCCCUAAGCUGUUGAUCAACCUGGGCGCCGGUCAUAUAUCUAUGAAAUAUGGUUUCAUGGGCCCAAAUCAUUCCGCAACAACAGCUUGUACCACCGGCGCACACUCCGUCGGCGACGCAGCCCGCUUCAUCGCCUGCGGAGACGCAGACGUGAUGGUAGCCGGAGGCGCUGAAUCAUGCAUCCACCCUCUCGCCAUCGGAGGAUUCGCCCGGGCCCGAAGUCUCGCAACUGACUUCAAUGAUAAUCCAGAAAAAGCAUCCAGACCCUUCGAUGCAGACCGUAAAGGUUUCGUCGUUGGCGAGGGUGCUGCCGUGCUCAUUCUUGAAGAGCUCGAACACGCUCGCUCCCGCGGUGCAAGAAUCUACGCCGAAAUCAAAGGCUACGGCUGCUCCAGCGACUCGCACCACAUGACAGCACCCAAAGAAAAUGGCGAAGGCGCAUACAUGGCGAUGAAGAAGGCGCUGAAACAAGCCCAACUCCCGCCCUCUGCGGUGGAUUACGUCAACGCACAUGCGACUUCUACAAUUUUGGGCGAUUCUGCUGAGAAUGCUGCUAUCAAGUCGCUCCUCCUAGGUCCAGGAGGUAAGCAGAAGGCGGAGGAUGUGAAUAUUAGCAGUACCAAAGGUGCUGUGGGGCAUCUUCUCGGUGGUGCGGGCGCUAUCGAGGCUGCUUUUAGUGUGCUUGCUAUUCAAAAUAAUGUCAUGCCGCCCACUAUCAACCUGGAUCGAUUGGCGAAUGGGUUUGACUGCAACUAUGCGGCUAAUGAGGCCCAGUCGAGGAAGAUUGAUGUGGUUUUGACGAAUAGUUUUGGAUUUGGCGGGACUAAUAGUACACUUGCGCUCAUCAUGACGACCAACGGCGACUCCAGUCGAGCCUCGGGCAAUUUGGUCGAGGCGUCGGGCUAUAAGUUUACGGAGAAGGAUACCAAACCCGGCAAGAUGAAGGUAAAGAAGACAUCUAAGGGUUCGACGAAGAAGAAGGCAGAUGCAAGGAUGGACCCCUCGAUACCUCGCCUACUUCCUCCCCACUGCCCAAAUUGGAUGAUAAGAUCGCCGCUUCUUUCCCGACGGGCAAACCGCGCGAUCAUGACUUGCUGGAGACGUCUGAGUGCACCGGAGCACAUUCGUGGCUGCCUGAAGGCAAAGCAGGAGAAAGCGCGCAAGAAGAAAGAGGCACGCGAUGCGGCGAAUCGGGCUAAGGCCGGCGAUGUGGGUGAUAUCGACGAGAAGGAUGGGCCGGAGGAUUCGAUGAAAGGCCAGAAGAGUGCGAAGAAGAGUGCUGUCAAGGGCACCGAAGAUGGGACGAAAAAGGGAAAGAAGCGCAAGGCGGAUGAAGAUGAUACCAAGCCCAAGAAAAAGAAGAAGGAUGAACCCAAGGCGAAGACGGCUAAGCCUAAGGGGCCUGUUGAUGUCGAGAAGCAGUGCGGUGUCACAUUGCCUAAUGGUGCUCAGUGCGCGCGCUCGUUGACUUGUAAGAGUCACUCGAUGGGCGCGAAGCGUGCCGUGCCGGGUCGGUCUUUACCGUAUGAUAUGCUGCUCCAGCAAUAUCAGAAAAAGAACCAGGCUCGACAGCAGAAGGCUGCCAUCGACGCCAAUGCCCCGCUGCAGGAAGACUUGGAAACUAGCGGGCCCGUCGAUUCUGACGAAGAACGAGAUUCCGUCAUGGCAGCUAUUGCGCGAUCCGCGCCCAAACCCAUCGCUGAACAUACCCUCAUCACUUCCAAGACCAAGUACAGAUACGUUCGGAUCAAAGAGCAGAUGCAACACGCCAUCGGUGGUCGAGGUGGCGGCUCUCUCUUUUCAACCGACGACAGCCAGCCAUCGUCGCUAUUCGGUGGCGGGAAUCUGUUCUCGCCAUUCGAUAGUGCCGUCGAUACCACCUCAUCCCCCGUCAUCGGGUCCAUAGACCCAAAUGAUCAAGCGGCUGCCCGCAAGACCCCAGUGGCAGCGGCUUGA
Messenger RNA from Penicillium manginii, 2382 nucleotides. Its product is annotated as putative beta-ketoacyl synthase (Cem1). Lineage: Eukaryota; Fungi; Ascomycota; Eurotiomycetes; Eurotiales; Aspergillaceae. The transcript is spliced from 12 exons. Gene Ontology annotation, biological process: fatty acid biosynthetic process. The coding region runs from base 1 to 2382 and encodes 793 amino acids. Gene Ontology annotation, molecular function: 3-oxoacyl-[acyl-carrier-protein] synthase activity. The record is from RefSeq and is a predicted model, not a curated record.